Molecule: messenger RNA, 3056 nt
Organism: Haplochromis burtoni (Burton's mouthbrooder)
Lineage: Eukaryota; Metazoa; Chordata; Actinopteri; Cichliformes; Cichlidae
Gene: eno4
Product: enolase 4
Exons: 13
Coding region: 479-2182 (567 amino acids)
Biological process (GO): glycolytic process
Cellular component (GO): phosphopyruvate hydratase complex
Molecular function (GO): phosphopyruvate hydratase activity; magnesium ion binding
Source: RefSeq, a predicted model, not a curated record
ACUGAAAAAAUUAAAUUGACACUUGAAAAUCUCCCAAAUCACGUUUGUAUUUGUCAGAGUCACUUUACCACAAAUACACAGAAAGAUUACAGAUAUUGAACUACAUAGAUUUGUAAAUCUCACGCUGAAAUGCACAGACUGGACAGCAUCUGUAACCUGUGCGACUGUGGUGUAUAAGGCAUGAUAACACAAUAUUAGUGUACAGCUGUAUAUUGUUACAGUGGGGAACACAAAGUAAUCAGUCAUUAACUAAUUGAUGAGGGGUCGUUACAGCCAUCCCCGGUCUGCAGGAACGCGACGAGCUCACACAGAUAAACACUGUCACGGGGAAAUAUCUCCACGUUUAAUCCGCGCUAACCGCUUAUUCCGUCUAACUGAAAGAAAUGCAAAAACCUGGCCUGCCGUUGUCACGUGAACACAACGUUUCUAUGGUAACAAAAACCACAAACCGUGCAGAGACAGCUGAGAGGCUCGAAAAAUGUCUCACCGAGCGUUUAGUAAACGUGUUUACGAAGACAAGCGCGACUUUGACGAAAUGAAAAACGCCGCCGCGGAGUUUUAUCGAGUGAGCAGAGUCCCCCAGGACAUGGAGCGAGCUCUACACCAGCUCUUCCUCCACCGGCCCGCAGACCUGCACGGGUACCUGGCGGAUUACUUUGCAAACCUCGCGGCACCACCGAGAAUCAGCAGAGUGACGGGACGGCAGGUUUACGAUGCCAGAGGACGACUUUCUGUUGAGGCAGAGGUCUUCUGUGUUGUUCACAACAAGGACAAGAGCAUGUCAUCAGCUGCUGUUUCGAGCCACUUGGUCCCUGAGAGUCAAGAGAGGACUGAGCAUGUGAUGGCUGCUGUGCUGUGGAUCAAUGAGCCUCUGAACAGCAUGCUGAAAGACCGAAAUCCUUGUGACCAGUUACAAAUCGACGAUAUACUCAGCACUUUCUUUAAGGACCGCUGUCUGGAGGAAAAAGAGGUCCGGGACAGGGAGAGGCCUGAGGUGAUUCCCUCUUCAUCUCCUCCACAAACUAAAGACAAGAAGAUCAUUAAUAAAGAUAAAAAGAGCAUCGUGGAAAAGCCAUUUCCUGCAGUGGAACCACAAAAGCCAGUUCUACAGGGAAGCUUGGCUGUUGGCUCAGUGUCGCUGGCUGUGGCCAAAACUGGGGCACAGAUACAGGGCAUCCAUCUGUACGAAUACAUAGCAGCUCUGAGGAACCAGGAGCCUCCGGCACAGUUUCACAUCCCUGUUUCCUUGGUGACAUUGCUCAGCUGUGGCAAGACCUCGCCGGGAAAACUGAAUUUACUGGAGGAAGUGAUCCUGAUCCCCAAAGUGGGACAACAAGUCAAACAAAUCAUCACAAUGGCUCUUGAGGUACAGAAGGAGAUGAUGAGAAUAAUGAAAACUUUAACCAAUGGCGGGGCCAGCGAAACAUUUGUAUGUGACAGCGGGGCCCUGGCUGUAAGCCACGAGCGAGCAGAGCAGCCUCUGGAUCUGAUCGCUGAAGCCUGCACCAACCUUGGAGUUCCACUGGGCACACAGAUCCAUUUAGCUUUGAACUGUGCUGCUCAUGAGCUCCUGGACCCUUCUAAGGGGAAGUAUGAAGUUGCAACUGGAGUUCUGAAAUCGCCCGAUGAGUUAGUCGACCUGUACCAAACCCUCAUCAGCAAAUACCCAGCAGUGGUGGCUUUAAUAGACCCAUUUAGGCAAGAGGACAGAGACCAGUGGGAGAAGCUGAGCAGUAUGAUUGGAAACUCGUGUUCACUGCUCUCUGAUGUCUCCUACAAGUCACAGGGACCUCCCCUUCCUGGAGUCAGAGGCCAUAUCUUAAAACAUAUCAAUGAGACAACAGUCAGUGACCUGAUCCACAUGACAUCAGAGCAACAAGGUUCUGUGUUGAUGGGAACUACAUGCAGUGAGCCAUGCAGUGAGGAUUCUUUGUCAGAUAUAACUGUGGGUCUGGGCCUGCACUAUGUCAAACUGGGAGGUCUAAGUGGGGCUGAGAGGAUGACUAAAUACAACCGGCUGAUUUCUAUAGAAGAAGAACUGGCCCAACAGGGAAUCCUUGUCUUUAAGGAGAAGCACCCUCCUCCACUGUUCCCUGACAACCCACAUAAGCAUUCAGGCACCGAGGGAGCAAGGUCUGGAUUGGAGGAACACAGCUCACAUCUGAUUCAGACGGAUCUUUGAAGGUGUCUUCAUGAUAAUAUAAUAUAUUUACCUUUCACAAUUCAGUUUUGCAGUUAACACCACCUGUAAUAAUCUGCUGAGGUGAUUAUAACCGUUGUGGAUCGAUCCAGGGUCACCAUUGUAUGAGCACCAUUCUGCUAUGUUUACAGCUCUGAAAAAAGUGUCUCUAACAGUUUGAAAUAUGAGUUCUUGUCAAGAAAAACAUCAAAUAUAUUCACAUUUUGAGCUUCAGACUGAAAACACAGUGCUAUGUACAAUGAUGUCAUUUUAAUUUGAAAUAAAAACCAGAACGAUUUUAAGGGACGGAAGUUCAAGCCAGUUCAAGCCCCAAACAAGUGCACAUGGAAGAUUUGCUUUUAUAUCUUAAAUCUGCUGGAUGGUGUUUGAAGGAAACGUUUGUAUGUUUACUCCUCAGCAGCAAAAGAAUGAGGGGGUGUUGUCAUCAGUGUCAGGUGUACUAAAAGUCUCAGACAGGUUUGUGUCUCAGUGACUUCAACCUCAAGGUGAGAGGUCAAGUUUUCUGAAAAUCUUGGAAAUGGGAUGAAAUUAGAUUUUGAUUCAGUGUCAGUGUGUUUUCAGUGUUUGCAUUUUUCAGCAAAUAAAAGAGAAAAUGAUCACGCGUGGCCCAGAAGCAUGUUUUCCUGCUGUCUUCCAUUUCUGCAGGUCUGUAUGUGCGUCGAUCCAGAAUAUCUCCAGGCAGUAGAAGAUUUAACUGAAUAUCAAAUUAAUGGAAUUAAUUUCACAGCUCUGAAAAGAGGUUCAUUUAUCGCAGUCUUAAUUUAAAAGAACUAAAAGACGAGACCACAGUGAAACAUUUUAAUGUCACAGCUGACGGUGACACAUUUUGUUAGCAAUCUGAUUUAAGAGUGUGACA